Trichophyton rubrum CBS 118892 is the source of this 147-nucleotide messenger RNA. Its product is annotated as 60S ribosomal protein L39. The record is from RefSeq and is a predicted model, not a curated record. Gene Ontology annotation, biological process: translation. The transcript is spliced from 2 exons. The coding region runs from base 1 to 147 and encodes 48 amino acids. Gene Ontology annotation, molecular function: structural constituent of ribosome. Gene Ontology annotation, cellular component: ribosome; cytosolic large ribosomal subunit. NCBI's taxonomy places the organism in Eukaryota, Fungi, Ascomycota, Eurotiomycetes, Onygenales, Arthrodermataceae.
AUGCCUAGCCACAAGUCCUUCCGCACCAAGCAGAAGCUUGCCAAAGCCCAGAAGCAGAACAGACCUAUCCCACAGUGGAUUCGGUUGAGAACUGGCAACACCAUCAGGUAUGAUGCUCUUUGCUGCGUUGGUAUGGUGGUUUUGUGA